AUGAAUUCGAACCCAAAUGAAACCAUGUUCCUUUCAAUUACACCAGUGGAUGAGGCGACGCACAGGUACACUGUAUGCCUUGCUGCGCCACCCCAUAUUGUGUCAGAUGGGUUAUGGGGUAGUGCUGCAGCAAAUAGGAAACCAAUGAAAUCUUUUCUCCCAUUGUUUGAGUUACAGGUCCUUUUAAUAUUUGCCAUCACCCAAAUCUGUCGUCUCCUCCUCAAUCCCUUGGGCCUCCCUAUAUUUAUUUCACAGAUGUUGGCUGGCCUCAUUCUUCAAGCUUGUUUUGCGUUGGAUCCAUUUGCCUCAUACAUGAGGCUCUUGUUUCCGUAUGGAACUCACGACACCAUUACCACAAUAUCAUCUAUUGGUUUUGUUCUCUUCAUUUUUAUAAACGGUGUACAAAUGGAUUUUGGUUUGAUAACAAGGAUGGGUAAGAGGGCAUGGACCAUUGCCAUAUCCGGAUUGCUAGUACCCAUAUUUUGUGCCAUUUCCAUACUAAGCUUAUUUCCAUUUGGCCACUCUGGAAACUACGAUGAUUUGGUUGUUGCAUUGGUCUCCCACACCGUAAUUUCAUUUGCGGUCAUUUCUUCCUUUCUUAAUGAACUUCAAAUCCAAAACUCCGAACUUGGGAAAUUGGCAUUAUCUUCAGCAUUGAUCAGUGACGUAUUGUGCACAAUCGUUACCUCCACCGGCACUGCUGUUAUGGUUACUGAGGAUUCUAAUGUCAAAGAGGUUACAAGAAACAUCUUGUCUUUGAUAUGCAUGGGUAUCUUAAUCCCAUUAGUGUGUCGCCCAGCAAUGUUAUGGAUCAUCAAACAUACCCCGGAAGGGAGAGCUGUGAAGGAUGGUUACGUUUAUGUUAUCAUCGUACUGCUCUUCAUUUUAGGUUGGCUUUCCGUUAAAAUAAAUCAAGAAUUCGUGCUUGGAGCUUUCAUUUUGGGAUUGUCUGUUCCAGAAGGACCUCCACUAGGAUCUGCAUUGGUUAAGAAGCUUAAUUUCUUUGGUACCACCUUCCUUUUGCCAAUCUUCGUCUCUAUCAGUGUGUUGAAAGCAGAUUUUUCCGCCACUCAUUCAUCCACAUCAGUUAUGACUAUGACUUUCGUCGUCAUCUUCACUCAUUUGGUUAAAAUCAUAGCAUGCCUUGUACCUUCCCUCUAUUGCAACAUGCCGUGGCGUGAUGCUCUCUCUCUUGCCCUCAUUUUGAACACCAAAGGCGUUGUGGAAAUUGGCCUCUUCUGCUUCUUAUACGACACCAAGGUAAUUGAUGGGCUAGGAUUCGGAGUAAUGAUUUUGAGCAUAAUGGUGGUAGCAUGCAUUGUGCAAUGGUCUGUCAAGUUUUUGUAUGACCCUUCAAGAAAAUUCGCUGGAUACCAGAAAAGGAACAUGAUGAAUUUAAAACCGUGGUCUGAGCUGAGGAUGCUGGUGUGCAUUCAUAAACCAAGUCACAUAUCGUCAAUGAUAGAUGUGCUUGACCUGUGUUGUCCAACAACAGAAAGUCCAAUCAUUGUGGAAGUAUUGCAUCUAAUAGAGCUAGUUGGACGCGCCCUACCCAUUUUUAUUCCCCAUCGCCUUCGAAGGCAAGCAUCAGGAUUGCAACACAAGUCAUACUCUGAUGAUGUCAUUCUUACUUUUGACAUUUAUGAGCAUGACAACCCACAUGCUGUAUCUGCAUACCCUUGCACAGCAAUAGCUCCACCCAACCUCAUGCAUGAAGAUGUUUGCAACCUUGCCUUUGACAAAGUUGCUUCCAUCAUAAUUCUUCCAUUUCAUCAAAGAUGGUCUAGUGAUGGGGAAGUUCAAUUUGAUGACAAGAACAUAAGGACACUAAAUAAUAGGGUCCUAGAAAUAUCUCCAUGCUCGGUUGGAAUACUUGUGACUCGUGCCUCUCACCAAAUUAGAGGUUCAACCACUCGAUUAGCACUAAUUUAUUUGGGCGGACAUGAUGAUGAAGAGGCAUUGUGCAUAGCUAGGAGAGCAAUUAGGAACCCAGAGGUGAACCUUGUUGUUUACCACCUUGUUUUUAAAGAAGAUGAUGAGUGGGGACAAGAAGUGGAUGAUGAGCUAGAAGAUGUGAAGCAUGCACAUGAACAUAAUAUAAGGUAUCAACAAAUCAUAGCAAAAGAAGGGGCCCAGACAGCUGCUUUUCUUAGUGACAUAGUGAAAGAGCAUGACUUCUUUCUAGUUGGGAGGCGCCAUGGGAUUGAGUCCCCUCAAACUGAUGGACUUACAGACUGGAGCGAAUUCCCAGAAUUAGGUGUCAUUGGUGAUUUUCUUGCUUCACCAGAUUUGGAGAGUCGUGCAUCAAUUUUGGUCGUGCAACAACAACUCUCAUCAAAGGCACAUUCUGGCUGGUUAUUUUAGUUCUCUAGUCAAAACAACAACACAAAUGCAUUUUUCUUUUUUUUGAGAAAUUCCAUGACAUUCUUCAAACUUUAAGAGUUUUGCUAUUGUUAUUUAU
Molecule: messenger RNA, 2461 nt
Organism: Glycine soja
Lineage: Eukaryota; Viridiplantae; Streptophyta; Magnoliopsida; Fabales; Fabaceae
Product: cation/H(+) antiporter 3-like
Exons: 1
Coding region: 1-2364 (787 amino acids)
Biological process (GO): proton transmembrane transport; regulation of pH
Cellular component (GO): membrane; endomembrane system
Molecular function (GO): antiporter activity
Source: RefSeq, a predicted model, not a curated record